Molecule: messenger RNA, 5812 nt
Organism: Nematostella vectensis (starlet sea anemone)
Lineage: Eukaryota; Metazoa; Cnidaria; Anthozoa; Actiniaria; Edwardsiidae
Exons: 4
Coding region: 440-3040 (866 amino acids)
Biological process (GO): G protein-coupled receptor signaling pathway
Cellular component (GO): membrane
Molecular function (GO): G protein-coupled receptor activity
Source: RefSeq, a predicted model, not a curated record
CCUCUGCUCCAUUUCUCUUAUCUUUCUCUAUGUUCGCAAUGCACCUCUAAAUGGCCCUCCAGUCUUGUACGCACGAUGGUUUUAUUAGGAUGUCGUGCUCGGUCUACACAUUAUCAUUAUCACUAUUAUCGCGCUUUGUUGUAUUUAGGAACAGGCUGCCUCAAGUAAUCGAUAUAAGUCGGUCUUGUCGUAACCCGAGCAGGGCUGGCUAACCCCGCGACCCUGUUUUUAGCACAGCACGCCAAGCUCCGUACAUACCUCACAAGACAAGCCAUUGGCUGUAGCAGUGCUAACUAGGAGAACUGCUGGCUUUUCAACCAUCUGUCCACCGUUAAAAACCGCCUUAGGCAUAGAGCCCGCCUGUGUAUACGCCUACCUGUGAGCUCAUCUCGCUGUGCCGCUCGACGGUGGAGCAAGUGAUUCUGUCACUCCUUCAGCCAUGAAUGACUCGAUGUCGGGUUCUACUGUUCUACCUUCUACAGGCUACGGCCUUACAGAGGUCAUAGAUAACUCGACGAAUGCAACCGGCUCGAUCCCACCCAUGCAUUACUAUCCCAUCGAAGUCAAAAUCGCCAUGCGUACAAUCCAGGGCCUGACCGCUAUCAUCGGUACCUUAGGUAACCUGCUGGUAUGUGUAGUGAUCCUCACUCGGAAUACCCGCUCCUCCAUUCGGCUAUAUCUGCUAAGUCUGGCAGUAGCCGACCUUGGAAUUCUUCUUGUGAUCUUCCCCGCACUUGUAGUCCGAAUGGAGCCCAUACCCUGGCCAUUUGGAGUGUUCGGAUGUACUUAUGUUGUGGGGAUUUCGGAGAUGUUCUACCCGGCGUCAAUAUGGACCAUGACACUCAUUGCGUUAUCGCGCUAUGUGAAUAUCACCGCAACGACGCAAGUGGCGCCGCUAGGUCAUACCGAGCGCACGUUUCGUAAUAAGCGCACGCACAUCUCACUCGCGUGCUUGUGGGUCGCUUCAUUCCUAUCCUCCAGUGUCCCACUUUUCGUCAUGUUGGAGUAUGAUCCUGUGCGCAAGAUUUGCAUUACAAAGUGGCCGAAACAAAAUACGUUCAUGUACAUGCAACUUUACCUACUCACCUUAACUUUGAUCUACUAUUUCAUCCCACUAGCUGUAAUAUGCGCUACGUAUUGGGGCAUACGACAAAGGCUUAACCGAAGCAUUCGCUUCCACCGCACAAUUCACACGGUGGGAAGCUCACAAAAUGCUAUGCAACUCCAUAGCAUCAAAGCCAAGAAGAUAUUAACUCCGCUGGUUCUGGCUUUUGCUAGUCUUAUGUUGCCUAUAACUAUCGCUCGCCUUCUGCUGAUUUACAGCCCGAACAUUUAUCGCUACCGGUACUUCCAAGUCAUGUACGACGUCUUCCUCUUCUGCAUUCUCCUCAACAGCGCUAUCGACCCGCUCAUUUAUUACAUCGUCAACUCGGACUUUCGCAAGGGGAUCCAGGAGAUCAUUUACAGGUGCCGAGGACACGAGCACGCUCACGAGCCGGCUACGAACACCAUCGUGAUGAGUAGACAAUAUCUAGAUUCAGAAACGCCGCUAAACAUCAAAAAACAUCAAAAGUCACCCGAUACGAGCAAGACCGUUCCUAAUACGAAACAGAAUGAUCUAGGCAACCCCGUGUUGAUGUAUGGUGCCGUGAUGGAGCCUAGUGGGUAUUCGCGCUUAGUUGUAUCUACCGUCCUCUUGCUCUUCGUUGUAGCCGGCAACAGCCUGGUGAUCGCCGCGUACAAAGUUAACCCAAGACUGCGGACGGCCACCUUUACUCUCCUUCUCAGCUUGGCGGUGAGCGACCUGAUGGUGGGAACAGUCUCUCUUCCAUUGUGGAUCUACUGCGGCACGGUCAUGAAAUGGCAAGUAAGCUACUCAUUACGCGUGUUCUACUUAGCCUUUGACAUCUUCACUGCGUUAGCAUCUGUGCUCCAGCUGACCCUCAUUUCCUUAGAGCGUUUUGUGGCUAUUUCUCGCCCCUUUUUCUUCAAGACGCUUCGCCCGCAGGUGUACAUAUCUUCCAUCGUAUCGGUGUGGGUUCUGUCUGCUGUUUUGGCGGGAUUAUACCCGCUUGUAUACAGACAAUCCGACAAAGUAUAUCUCAAGGCGUAUACUCUUUCGUUCAUUUUCGCAUUUUUCGUGUUUCCGAUGAUCGUUGUUACGGUCAUGAAUGUAGCCAUUUUCGGUAUCGUGAAGACAUUAACGCACCGCGCUCCGCAUGUCAGCUGCAACGCUGCAAGUGACUCAGGACAGAGCGUGCGUAAAGAGCGAAGGACUGCGCUCACGCUUGCAGUGGUGACGGCCCUAUUUUACGCGGCAUGGUUACCGUUCUUUGUUGUUACUGUUCUUGCGAUGUUUUGCAGCAAAUCGUGCCUUCCUACCGAUAGUAGCGAUGCGCUAUUUCUGAUGGAAUUUAUCAAAUGGCUUCAGUACAGUCAAAGUAUGUUCAACCCGCUCGUGUACACAUUCCGUGACCGCGAGAUUCGCCGUACCUUUCUCAGAAUCAUCUUGUGGUGUCAGAGAGGCCGAGUAUUUCCCGAGCUUCCAUCGACUAAUGUUCAGCCGCCGAGUCUUCCGACGCCUUCCCGAGGUCCGCUGGUGCUAAACACGCUAAGAAUACCAUCAUUGGUGGACGAGCAAUCACAUACACCUUCCACUGCCGUCACUGAACACGAGGGGGCGAUGAGAAAUCGAGCGCUCUCAGACACGGACUAUGACGAGGCGAUGAUAGACCGUGUGCACUCCGACACAGGCUUUGACAAAGCGAUGAUGCGCCGAGGGCUCUCCGACACUGAAUAUGAAGAGGCGAUAAUCGACCGAGUGCACUCUUUAACUGAUUCUGACAAUGCAAUGAUCGACCGAAUGCACUCUCAUACAGACUCUGACAAUGCAAUCAUAAACUUAGUGGAUUCCGAAGUGUACACUGUCCCGGUGAUGAUGAUACGCCGAGUACUCUCCGACGCGGAUUACCAGGAAGCCACGAAGUGCAGUCAUACACUGACUUCGAGGAGAGAAAUAGAAGCAGAGAACUUUCAGUAACUGUCUUGGAAAUACGAGGAGGGAGUAUGUACCCCAGACAGAAAAAAGAAAAGAAAUGUAAGCAGUCAAAGACUUUCGAGAAAAGAACAAUUGCUUUCGGUGUUCUGACAAUAAGAUGACGUCGGCCAAAUAGUGCAAUUCGUCACUGACUUCGAAAGGGGAGGGGACAGGCAGCUAUAAGUGCCGUCUGACACUGACUUUGAGGGGGCGAGAAAAGGCCGAAUGCAGUCCGACACUGACUAGGGGGUGAGGAAAGGCCGAGUGACUUCCGACAAUGACUUCAAGGGAGCGAUGAAAGGCCGAGCGCCGUCCGACACUGACUUAUAGGGGGCGAGGAAAGGCCGAGUGCCUUCCGAUACAGACUUAACGGGGGCGGGGGAAGGUAGAGUGCCAUCCGACAAUGACUUAUAAGGGGCGAUGAAGAGCUGAUUGCCAUCCGACAAUGACUUAUAGGGGGCGAUGAAAGGCCGAGUGCCUUCCGACACUGACUUAAAGGGGGCGAAGAAAGAACGAGUGCUGUCCGACACUGACUUUGAGGUAGGGAGAAAAGCCCUCACUUCUCCCACCGGAGGAGCGACGAGUAAUUGACCAGAAAUAGGUUAGAAAUACGUGUGUGACACGACUGUGUAAAUGACUGCUGAUAGCUUGGCCAUAAGGGUAUCUGUGUGAAAGUGUAUCAUUUGCAUGCAAGGCAAAUCGCCAAAGGAACAUGUUUGCAGACCACUGUUAUCACCUAGUUACCUGAAAGCACUUGGAGUUUCUAAAGUAAUCAUUAGCGCAUGUAUUAUCAUGGAGACUGUGAUACGCGAAUAGAUAUUAGCCCAUGCGUUUACGCACGUAGAAAAGACUGAAAGCGUUUGUUUCGCGAUCGUCAUGCAGACUUUUUUCCUUUCAGCAAAAAAAACUCAGCUCUAUUUGGAGAGUAAAUGGAACGCUUGGAGUAAUCUUCACUUGUUGCACUCAACAAACGUCAUGUCACGGAGUUUUUGAGAAUGGAGGAUGCAAUCACAGAUGACAAAGUCUCGACUUUCUUUGAGUGGCUUAUUGUUGUCAUGAAGGACUUAGAGGCCUCAACUUGUCAUUCGAUCACAAAUUUAUGAAAGUAUGACUUCUUCAUUUAAGUGGUUGUUAUUAGACUGCACGUUUUUUUUAUGAUUGGAACAAUUUCACCAGAGGGCGUCGUUAAAUUUUUGUUUUCAUUUUCUACAGAACUGUCGAUAUCCACAGCCUAUAAGCCAUGGAGAGAUCAUUUUCCGAGAUUUCCGUACAAAUAGCGGUUUUGUGCGAGAAAGGCCGGGAUUUAGUUCAGGGAAAGUAUUGCAGUCUACACAAUAGUUCUUUUUAACCAUGGGGAAAAAACUCUAUAAAAUACUAUUCGCUCUUAUUACCAGAUUACUGGAUCCUCGUAAGUUAAGGUGAGCUAAGCCGCCAUAUUGAAAAUUACCCAGAAGACCCUGGGGACCUGCGAAGGCAUUCAUGUUAUUUUCUCAAAGGACAUUUGUUAUACGCAUAGGAAGGUCUAGGCUCGGUUUCCAGCCGUGGUGGUUUCAGUGCGCCCGCGGUCCUUCCCCAUUCCACGGCUGGGCGCAGGGUACGAGGCUUUGUCUGGAUUAGCCAAUCAGAAACUUACCACUCGAAAGUCCGUCGGUUAAUACAUUAGCAUAAUUAUCACAACAAGAGUUCAAAAUGGCGGCCGGUGCGGAGGGUUCGAGAGAGUGUUCAACUCAGCGUUUGAAAAGUUCAGUUACGAAGACUGUAGGCCCAAACAAAAGCUUGCCGAUUUCUGGUAAAAAUAAAGCAACCAUUAAUACUAAAAAAAAUAACAACCAACUACAAUUGUUUUUUUAACAAUUUCACUUUAUUUGAAACAUUUGUUUUUUCGCGCCGUCAACAAACUUACGCGCACGCGCCUCUGAAUUGGCGGGAAAACCCCCGGUGAGGCCACACAUCACGCAUAAUUAUCACAGCUACGAUGUGACGUCAGCACGGACAUGGUGCCUCGAACGUGCGCUAGCCGUCAGUGGAGUAGCAGAGCACGACGUAACCACGGCUGGAAACCGAGCCUAAGGAAGGCCAGGCACGUGGGGGGUGGGGAAGGGGCGCACACAUUCCUCUGAAGCAAGCCUUGUAAGAGGGUACUAAUUUUACGAGCAGAGAUUGGAGUUUGCUACGUUUCCCUGGUCGCCUUCUUGAAAGAAAGGCCUGGGUCGCUUGCCCCAUUUUGAAAAAAAAAAGUUACGUUUUGGACACAAACCCCGGGUAUCAUCUUCAUUAGCAAUGCUUACAGACUAACCAACACUCGCGAUUGUAAACUGCGUGGGGAAGUCCGUUACAUACAACAGUCAGUUACAUGUGACUAUUCACAUGUAACUUUUAUAAAAAAAAACAGCAUUCAUAUUUACUAAAUCAAUCUUGCCAAAAUAAUCCAAAAACAGACACAAGCAGGGCAUUUAUACCAACUAGUUGUCUUUUAAUGCCAACAACUUUCAAUGAAUUUCAGGCACAUUAUUAUAUAUUGUUCAACUGCAAAAAUAAACAAAAUUCAGAAUUUACAAUAAGAAAUUGCGUCUGCUUGUAAAGAAAAUUUCAUACAAAAAAACUCUGCUGUAAGAUUAGCACUACAAUCGGUAAUUAAUAAAUAUGUCAUUGUUCCUGUACUAAAACUGUAAUAUAUUAUCUAUGUUUAUAAGGGGGCAUCUCAUAUUCUUUAUUGAGUAAUCCCAUAUUCUUCAUAUUACCAAUUGCAUAAGACUAUAAAAACUUGUUAUAUUU